This is a messenger RNA of Cottoperca gobio, 5045 nucleotides long. It is a transcript of the gene iqgap3, whose product is annotated as IQ motif containing GTPase activating protein 3. Bases 318 to 4478 code for a protein of 1386 amino acids. NCBI's taxonomy places the organism in Eukaryota, Metazoa, Chordata, Actinopteri, Perciformes, Bovichtidae. The transcript is spliced from 33 exons. Gene Ontology annotation, molecular function: GTPase activator activity; actin filament binding; calmodulin binding. Gene Ontology annotation, biological process: regulation of GTPase activity; mitotic actomyosin contractile ring assembly actin filament organization. The record is from RefSeq and is a predicted model, not a curated record. Gene Ontology annotation, cellular component: cell cortex.
AGCCCACAGGUUCGUGUUGCUGCUGUUCUUCUAUGCAGAGACGGAAAACACAUAGACCACAAUCCAACGCGACAACGUUCCAGCCAAUGGGAGGAGCGGCUGGUCGUUCGGCCAAUCAGAGAGCGGCGGGAGCUUUCAAACUGCAGACCGGAAGCAGCAGCUCUUAGCAGCGGACAGUUUGAGACCUACGGAACCGACUUUUACUCGUUUUUAACGUUUUUACAGCUUGACGUUAAACAGGUGGGAUUUAUUAAGUUUUAUUCGCCGAGAAGACAAAGACAGAUUCUCCUGCUAAAGGUCGGAGACACGGGGACAACAUGGCGGAUUCAUCCGGACGCUAUGAGCGUCUGACAGCAGAGCAGAUGGAUGAGCAGAGGAUCCAGAACGUGGCUUAUCAGUACCUCUGCAGGCUGGAGGAGGCCAAGAGGUGGAUGGAGGCGUGUCUGGAGGAGGAGCUUCCUGCUCCCACUGAGCUGGAGGAGGCACUGAGGAACGGAGUUGUUCUCGCUAAACUGGGUCAUCGCUUCGCUCCGAACGCCGUCGCUGUGAAGAAGAUCUACGACCCCGAACAGCUGAGAUACCAGGCGGUGGGUCUGCAGUUCCGUCACACUGACAACAUCAACCACUGGAGGAUCGCCAUGACGACCCUCGGCCUGCCAGCGAUCUUUCAUCCAGAAACUACAGACGUGUACGACAAGAAGAACAUGCCCAGAGCUGUUUACUGUAUCCACGCUCUCAGCCUGUACCUGUACAGACUGGGUCUGGCUCCACAGAUCCACGACCUCUACGGAAAAGUGAAGUUCACAGAGGAGGAGAUCAGCAACAUGAAGUCGGAGCUGGAUAAAUACGGAAUCCAGAUGCCGGCGUUCAACAAGAUCGGAGGGAUUCUGGCCAAUGAGCUGUCGGUGGACGAGGCUGCAGGCCAUGCGGCGGUGAUUGCCAUUAACGAGGCGGUGGACAGAGGUCAGGUGGAGGUCACGGCGGUGGCUCUGAAGAACCCUAACGCCCUGCUCAGUGACCUACAGGAGGCGCUGAUGAGCAUCUACCAGGAGAUGCUGCAGCAGGCCAAAGCAAGGAAACAAGAGAAUGCAGCCAAUAGGCGUGGAGGUCCAGAGGAGAAAGAUAUCUAUGAAGAGUUUCUGACUCAGAGAGAAAUCCAGAACAACAUCAACAUUGUCAACGUGCGAUCAGCGGUGGAGCAGGUGGAUGAAGCUCUGGACUCAGCAGAUGAACUCUGUCUGCUCUCCGCUCUGCAGCUGCCAUGUUUGGCCCUCAGAGGCCUCUGUACUGACAACGGCCCCUGGUACCUGGAGCAGCUGUUAACUGACCGCCAGGAAAAGGCCCUGGACGAGGGCUGUGUCGAUCCUCUGGAGCCUGACGAGCUGCAGGAAGGAGUGAGCGUCUCCAACCAGGAUGCUCAGAGAGCCCGCAGCAUGCAAGCAGCGGUGGAGGGUGUUAAUGCGUCGCUGCGUCUUGGUGACCCCCGCCGCACUGUCAGCGCUCUGAUGACCUCUGACCUCCAGCUUCCUGAAGUGUUUCCAUUCGCUGCCGCUCUUUACCACAGAGAGCUGCAGCUUCUGCAGAGACAGACUGCACAGGGGGAGCUGCAGCAGGAGGAGCUGUUCGUUGCAGUGGAGAUGCUGUCAGCUGUCGCUCUCAUCAAUCAGGCGUUGGAGGCGGGACAUGUGCAGCAGUACAGCUCCUCAUUGGUCAGCCCGUCUGCAGGCCUCUCUGAUGUGGAGCCCUCCCUGCUGGACAGGUACUUUGAUUGUCUGGUUGUGAAGCAGAAGCAGAACAGAGAUCUGCUGACCUGGAAUCAGCUGCAGGAAGGAAUCAACUCUGUCAACAACUCAGUGCAGGACGAGCACCAACGGCUGCAAUGUGUGGGUCUGAUCUGCGCUGCAGUGAUCCGAGGAGAUGCUCAGCAGCUGCUGUCUGCUCUGCUGCUGCCUUCCUGUGGAGUACAGGACGUCCUACCUGAAAACACCUGCAGAUACCUGACGCUGCUGAGCAGAGCCAGGAAGCACAGAGCUCAGGUAAACACCCAGGUGAGCAGGGAGCCGUCACACUUUCCCUGGAUCUCAUCACAACCACCAGCUCAGCUCAUGCACUCGGCCACGCCCCCACUGUCCGUGGUCAGGAAGUUUGUUCACCUGCUGGACCUGGGCGAUGGUGACAUCAGAGAGGAGGCGGAGCAGCUGCGUCUAAGAGAGGAGGUGGUGCGGAGCAUCCGCUUCAACCGGCAGCUGGAGGCGGACCUGGACCUGAUGGACCUGAAGAUCGGCCUGCUGGUGCGGAACAGAGCCACGCUGCAGGAAGUGGUGUCUCACUGUAAGAAGCUGACUAAGAAGAACAAGGAGCAGCUGUCGGACAUGAUGGACGUGGAGAGAAGUAAAGGACUGAAGGCUCUGAGCAGGGAGAGGAGAGAGAGACUGGAGGCUUACCAACACCUGUUCUACCUGCUGCAGACUCAGCCUCUCUACCUGGCUCAGCUGAUCUUCCUGAUGCCUCAGAGUCGCUCCACCUGCUUCGUGGAGAUGUUGGUGUUCAGCCUGUUUAACUUCGGCUCCGACUGCAGAGAGGCCUUCCUGCUGCUGCAGCUGUUCACUGAGGCGCUGCGAUACGAGAUCAGACUGAAGGUGGAGCAGCCUCAGGACGUGGUCACUGGAAACCCCACAGUCAUCAAGAUGUUGGUGAACUUCUACCGCAGCGCCCGGGGUCAGAACGCCCUGCGGGAGUCUCUAGGUCCGGCCCUGCAGGACGUCCUGCUGGACCGCAGCCUCAGCAUCAGGACCGACCCGGUGGAUGUCUACAAGACCUGGAUCAACCAGACGGAGACGCAGACUGGACACAAGAGCUCUCUGCCGUACGAGGUUUCACCUGCAGACGCUCUGAGUCACCCCGAAGUGCAGAGACGCAUCGACAUCGCCAUCAUCAACCUGAAGAACCUGACUGACCGAGUCCUCAAGGCCAUCACCUCCAACCUGCACAAACUUCCUUAUGGUCUGCGUUACACAGCAAAGGUUCUCAGAGACUCUCUGAGGGCAAAGUUCCCUGAAGCCAGCAAGGACGAGCUCUACAAGAUCGUCGGUAACCUGGUCUACUACCGCUACAUGAACCCGGCCAUCGUGGCUCCAGAUGGCUUCGACGUGGUGGAUCGCUGUGCCGGCACCAGCCUGCAGCCAGAGCAGCGCCACAUCCUGGGCUCCAUCGCCCGUAUGCUGCAGCACGCCGCCGCCAACAAACACUUCCACGGAGACGGAUACCAAGUCAGAGCCCUGAACCAGUACAUCAGCCAGACCCACAGCAGGUUCAGGAAGUUCCUGUCGUGUGUUUGUGACGUUCCUGAACCAGAGGACCGAUUCAACAUUGACGAAUACUCGGAGCUGCUCAUCGUCAACAAACCCGUGGUGUACAUCUCCGUCAGCGAGCUACUCAACACUCACCAGCUGUUGUUGGAGCAGCAGGAAGUUUUAUGUCCCGACUCCUCAGACCCUCUGAGACUCCUGCUGAAGGAGCUCGGAUCAGUGCCCACCCUGCAGGAGCUCAUCGGAGAGUCUUCAGAUCCAGAGAGCAGCAAGACAGAAGUUUCUCUGACUCUCACCAACAAGUUCGACAUCUUCAACGAGUCUGACGACAAACCAGAUGCCAGAGGACUGCUGCUCAGCACGAAGCAGCUGAUCAUCGAUGUCAUCAGGACUCAGUCAGGUGACUCUCUAAGUGACAUCCUGAGAGCGUCUGUGUCACAUGACCAGGAAGUGAGUCAUGAUUGGCUGCUGCAGCGGCGAGCUCUGCAGGACGCUCGCACGCCUGAGAAGAUGAAGAGGAACGAGUCGCUGGUCGCCAACGGCAACCUGAGUCUGGAGGAGAAGAAGAGGAAGAUCCUGAGGAGCCUCCGGCGGCUGGAGGGACUCGCCGUUCUGAAGCCGCCGCACGCCGACAACCAGAUCCUGCAGAUGAUCGCCAAGGACAUCCGUCAGCAGCGGCUGCACCGUCAGCGUCGAGGGGCGGAGCUGCAGAAGCUCCGUCAGACUCUCAGCAGCCUGCAGGCGAAAAGCAGCUUCCACAGUGAGCAGGUGGACUUCUACAGACAUUACAUCACUUCCUGUCUGGACAACCUGACCGCCAGUAAAUCGACCAAUAAGAAGGCAGCAGAGAGCAAAGGAAAGAAGAAGCUUCCUGCUCUGAGCUACAGCGCCACCCGCCUGCAGGAGAAGGGAGUUCUGCUGGAGAUCCAAGACCUGCCGGCGCCACAGUUUAAAAACGUCGUCUUUGACAUCGUUCCUGGACCUGAGAAAGGAAGUUUCAAAGUCAAAGCGCGAUUCCUCGGAAUCGAGAUGGAAGAGUUCCUGCUCAAAUACCAGGACCUGCUGCAGCUGCAGUACGAAGGCGUGGCGGUGAUGAAAAUGUUCGACAAAGCGGUGGUCAACGUCAACCUGCUCAUCUUCCUCCUCAACAAAAAGUUCUUCAAGAAAUGAACCACGGGAUGCUCUUAAAUCACACUCCUAUCUCUGAUUAUAGACUUCUCUAAAAUGUGUUUAUACAGAGUGAGGUCUCUUCUUCACACUCCUAUCUCUGAUUAUAUACUUCUGUUUUUAUAUUUCACUACAUUAUCGGUUUCUAUAUCCCAUUAUAUAAAACAGAGCCAGCAUCUUCACUUUACUCCUAUCUUUGUUGACCUACCUUUUUUAAACGUGGGACACCUUUCUGCACAAAAACAACAGUGAGAAAUAACAAGAAAACUAGUUUUAUUUUGAAGGAUUUAGUUUCUUCAAGGCCAUAAAUCAGGACACUCCACAGAUUCAGAGUAUUGAUGAAUUAGUACUAUAAUUAUUAUUGUUAUUGAAGUCUGUUUUGUAGUUUUUGGUCGCAGUUCAAACUACAAAGUUUAAAUGAAAUUUAGAAAAUAAAGUCAACAGCCGCUCUGUUACUGUAAAUAUUUUCUGUCACUUCCUGUUUGUUUUUUCACUUUUCUGUAAAAGGGAAACAUUUUUCAUGUGUUUUUUUUACUUCAUUAAAUGUCUGAAUCAUCUGUUUAAAGAAAA